AUGGCCUCUACCGCAAGUAACAUCAUCCCGAAUGACCCAAUGCUGGUCCAGCUACUCAAAGUGGUAAGGCGGACGACAGAACCUAUGAUCCACGAUGGAUACGGCUUCGACAAAACAUACGCAGAUCUACUGGGAGAUGUUAUCCAAACGCGAAAUCUCCUUCGGACCCGUUUGCCACCGGCAGCGCUGGAUAGCGAGGGCCUUGUGCAGAAAAGCCGCCCGUAUGUGAUUAUUCUGGCUAACAGCGGGUACGAAUUUAUCGUCGGUUUCUUCGCCAUCCGGGCCAUUGGAGGAGCUUGCAUACCUUUGG
Molecule: messenger RNA, 310 nt
Organism: Purpureocillium takamizusanense
Lineage: Eukaryota; Fungi; Ascomycota; Sordariomycetes; Hypocreales; Ophiocordycipitaceae
Exons: 1
Source: RefSeq, a predicted model, not a curated record